Messenger RNA from Schistosoma bovis, 638 nucleotides. The record is from the annotation of a GenBank genome assembly. Lineage: Eukaryota; Metazoa; Platyhelminthes; Trematoda; Strigeidida; Schistosomatidae.
UUUAAGCGUGUGAUUGGAAAGCAAUAAGAAAAUCUGAAACGUUUUUUUGUUUUUAUUUUUAUUAAAAAAACGUUUUUAAUUGCUGUUGUUAUACGUUUGAUAAGUUUACUAUGUCGGAUUUAAACAAUGUGACUGGAUCAAAUAUUCUUAAAUUUUCACAAGACGAAGCGGAAAAUAUAAUCAAAAAGUGUAUACAAAAUAUCGUUGGAACUAAUUCAUAUACAAAUGAAUCAGCUAAAGAAUGGGCUAGAACUAUUGUAGAUAAUUGUAGAAGUGAUUUAGUGAAAUUGGGCAAGCCAUUUAAAUAUAUUGUCAAUUGUACUAUAACUCAAAAACCAGGAUCUGGAGUUUACAGUGCUUCGUCAUGUUAUUGGGAUACAGGAAAAGAUGGCAAUUGUAAGGUGAAAUGGGAAAACAAUCACGUUUAUUGUAUUGUCGUAGCGUUUGCAAUUUCUCUGUAAUCAGGUAUAAUAAACAAGAUGAUACAGAUGAGAACAUUUUAAUUAUUUUAAGUUAUACAUCUGCAUAUGUAUAUGCAUGACAUAUAAAGUGAUUCUAUUAAUUGAACCUUAUUUUUUCACUGUCUUUAGAACUUCUUGUUAUAUUUGGCAACGAUUUUAAUAAAUUUAUUUUUUACU